Molecule: messenger RNA, 3200 nt
Organism: Thalassophryne amazonica
Lineage: Eukaryota; Metazoa; Chordata; Actinopteri; Batrachoidiformes; Batrachoididae
Gene: rad54b
Product: RAD54 homolog B
Exons: 16
Coding region: 105-2933 (942 amino acids)
Biological process (GO): double-strand break repair via homologous recombination; reciprocal meiotic recombination
Cellular component (GO): nucleus
Molecular function (GO): ATP-dependent chromatin remodeler activity; ATP binding; DNA translocase activity
Source: RefSeq, a predicted model, not a curated record
CCCAGACGAGGAAAGAGUUAGAUAUAUUCUAUGGUUAAAAGAGCUAUAAUUUUGUCGGUUUUAAAACAGUUUCAUUGGAUUUUUAAUCUCCUUCGGAAAUCAGAAUGAGACGUUCAGGAGCUCCCAGCCAGCUCUUUGGAAAUGCGCUGAAAAAGCCUCGAUUUGUACCUCCUGGAGCAUCUACUACUCAUCCUGUUGCUGCUCAUUCUGCACCCCUGACCCUUAAACAUGGUUUAGACAACGCAUUAGAAAAGGUCCAUAGAAGUCCCGCAGCACCUGCUCUCAGUACAUUGGACUGUGAUGUCCAGCCCAGACCUGGUCAGGCUGCUCCAGCCUUGUCUCGAGCUCUAGCUCUUGUUCUCAGUGCUACAGAGAGUAAAGAAAAUGAGGCUGAGGCAGAAAGUUUUCAUACUACUACAAGAGACUUCACUGAACACGACACAACAGCAGGAGCUCCAGGUUCCCCUCAUUUGACUCCUGGGUCUCCUGACCUCCCACUGGGGGCUUCAAGUCCAGCUGGUGUUUCUGGAGCAGCGGGCUCAAACUCUGGCUGCAGUCAGGAUGGAGUGCACUACUUCAGUGUGAUGUGGUGUAAGGCCAGUAAGAAGAAACACAAGCGGUGGGAGGGUGAUGCAGUCCUGGUAACAAGAGGACGUACAGCCACGCUCAAAGACAUGGAGGGCAAGGACAUUGGCAAAGGUAGUGGUUACAAGGUGUCAGAACUGGCCUCGUUGUGUGAGGGUGAGACGCUGAUGAUUGGUGGGAAGGAGGUGGAAGUUAUGGGAGUCAUUUCUCCAGAGGAUUUUGUGAAAGGAAGAUGUUUCCAACAAGUCCAAAUAGAGACAGAGGAGUCAAAUACAAGACCAGCUCAACCUCCCUGCCAUCGCAUAGCAUCAAAACCUUUCUGCCCUCCAACAAUGGUGGGCAGGGCAGAGCAGCCAAGAUCCAAACCAGAGAUGCAACAAACAUGCAGACCUCGCUAUGAUCCUCUAGCUCCAGGUGCACUGGUGAUGCCACGUCCUUCACCAAAUCACCAGUGGUCUCAUAAUAAGUUGGGGCUUCCUGUAGUUGAUGUUGUUGUGGACCCACAUAUGACCGCUCAUCUUCGUCCUCACCAGAGAGACGGCUUGUUAUUUCUCUAUGAGUGUGUCAUGGGCAUGAGAGCUGUGGAUUGUUACGGGGCUAUCCUUGCUGAUGAAAUGGGUCUGGGAAAGACCCUCCAGAGCGUGGCGCUGGCCUGGACGUUACUCAGGCAGGGGCCGUACGGUGGAAAGCCAGUUGCUAAUCGUGUCCUUGUGGUUACUCCUGGCAGUUUAGUGAAGAACUGGAGUGCAGAAUUUAACAAAUGGCUGGGCCGUGAGAGGAUCAGCGUUUUCACUGUGGAUCAGGACCACAGGGUAGAGCAGUUUGUGGUUUCUCCUCUGCACAGUGUUCUCGUAAUAAGCUAUGAGAUGCUGCUGCGCAGCUUGGAGCAGGUGCAGAAAAUGGAGUUUGGACUAGUGAUUUGUGAUGAAGGUCACAGACUAAAGAACAGCAACAUCAAAACUUCCUCUGCCCUCAGCAGCCUCAGCUGUAAUCGCAGAGUCAUACUUACAGGAACUCCAGUACAGAAUGACCUGCAGGAGUUCUACGCUAUUAUAGAGUUUGUGAACCCUGGGAUUCUCGGGUCAACAACUGCAUAUAGGAAAGUUUAUGAGGAGCCGAUACUGCGAUCCAGACAGCCUUCCUGUCAUGAAGAAGAGAGAAUUCUGGGAGAAGAGCGGGCAGCUGAGCUUUCCCGCUUGACUGGUAUGUUCAUCCUGAGACGGACACAAGAGAUCAUCAAUCACUACCUGCCGCCACGCCUCGACUGGACUUUGUUCUGUGAGCCCUCCACUCUCCAGUGUAACCUGUACAAGCACCUCCUGUGCCAUCGAGUCUUCAGAGCGUGCCUACAGGGCUCCAUGCAAACUCACGCACACUUUGUCUGCAUUACUGCACUAAAAAAGCUCUGUAACCACCCAGGCUUGCUCUACUCAACUGUCAAGGAGAAAACUGACAAUGGUUCAGUGGAGAGCACUUUAUAUGAGGGCUUGGCAAAUCUCUUCCCAGAAUCCUACUCGUCAGGUAGAUUCAGCACUGCUGACUCCGGAAAACUCCUGGUGCUGUCGGAUUUACUGGUCGCCAUCAGACAACUCAGUUCUUCAGACAGGGUGGUUGUAGUGUCCAACUAUACACAGACACUGGACUUGCUGCAGGACCUGUGUGUGAGCAUGAGCUAUACUUUCUGUCGACUCGACGGACAGACCCCCAUCAGCCAGCGGCAGCGGCUAGUUGACAAUUUCAACAGCCCCUAUUCUCAAAACUUCAUCUUUUUGCUGAGCUCCAAGGCAGGUGGGGUGGGGCUGAACCUGAUUGGUGCUUGCCACCUGGUGUUGUACGACAUUGACUGGAACCCUGCCAAUGACAUUCAGGCCAUGGCUCGAGUAUGGAGAGAUGGCCAGAUGAAGUCUGUGCACAUUUAUCGUCUCCUCACUGCAGGCACCAUUGAGGAGCGAAUGUUCCAGAGACAAGUGUCCAAACAGGGGCUUUCUGGGUCAGUGGUUGACCUGGGCAAAAGGGCGGAGCACAUCAGCUUCUCCACCAAUGAGCUGCGAGAUCUCUUCAGUCUGAGGGACACGCUCUGUCUGACUCAUGACUUGCUGGAUUGCACCUGUGCCAUGGAUGGAUCGGCCCACGCUGUCGUGGAAGAACAGACUGUCGAUAGGCCAUGUCAGCUCGGCCGUCAGGGUGACAGAAGCGGGGCAGUGCAGAAGCAUCUCAGCAUGUCCGAGCUGAUGCAGUGGAGACAUUUCUCUGGUGACACCCACACGUUUUCAGACCCCUACCUCGAUCAUGCACGAAACCACAUCACCUUUGCAUUCCAGACCACCAUCUCUCACACAGCUCACUAAACAACACCGAUUCAGAGGUCUGUGGACUAACUUUCAAAAUCCGCUGCACCUUCAUGUACGGCACGCAUAAUUCUACUGCUUGUUUGUUUUCAGGCACUCUGGGCUUUGACUGCAGCCUGGUUACCAACAUCUGACUAAACACACAAACACAUGUCUCUAGCCAACAUCAGUAAAGUUCCUAACAGUUUCAAACAUCGCAGUGAGAUUUUUCUCUUCAUCCCACUUUUUUUGUGGAGUUUGUUUCCUAAAAGAAAUGUAAGUUUUGUA